AGCGUGCCACCGUGGUCACCUUUGGAUUUGAGGAACUCUUGAGCCGACCCGAGGAUUAUGUUGCAGUCCCGGUCCGUGCAGAGGAAAAGGCCCACCAAGGUCCGGCCGUCAGUCAUGCGGAUCCUCAUGUUCUUGUUCAAGAGACGCUGGAGUUUCUCCCUAGCCUGGGAUGAUGACACGUCACGUUGUUCCAGAGGACGGGAUCCCGAUGAGAGGACUAUCAUGUCCUAUCCUCCGCGGGCCUGUGAGGAAGACGAGGGCACGGUGUUUCAUUCCGAGGGAGGAGAUUUUGAGGAAGAAGACGACGGCGACGGCGGAGAGUUUUUAGACGCGAGAAGCGACAUCAACUCGCCGGCGGCGCCUCGGCAAACUGCAGCCGCCCCAGAAGAAGAGGCGGACACGUCUGACAGGGAGGUCCCGUGUCGAAAGAAAGGCCGGCCAAAGAAGAAGAAGGACGCCAAGAAGAAGGACAAAGAGGGGAAACCCGCGAGGGUGAAAAAGCGCCAGAAGAUCGACAGCGAUGUAGAGCGCGACUCGGCGCGGAACAGAGACUUCGGCGACCACUCGGACAGCGUCGCCAGCGGCUAUGGCUCUGGCGACAAGAAGAAGAGAAAGAAGCACAAAGAGAAGAAGGAGAAGAAAACCAAGAGGAAGAAAAAAGACGACGAGGAGCGAGACAGCAGCCAAGAGGAGACCACGAGGCAGCCCGUGGAGCAGAAGACCUCAGCCCAGCUCGCAAAGGAGUGGGGUCUGGAGGAUGUUGAUCAUACCUUCACCGAGGAAGACUACAGGGAGCUUACCAACUACAAGGCCUUCAGUCAGUAUAUGAGGCCCAUGAUCGCCAAGAAGAACCCCAAGAUUCCCAUGUCCAAGAUGAUGACCAUCCUGGGAGCCAAGUGGCGGGAGUUCAGUUUCAACAACCCCUUCAAAGGCAACGCCGCCGCGGUGGCGGCGGCCGCCGCGGCCGCCGCCAUCGCUGUCGCCGAGCAGGUCUCCGCGGCGACCGCCUCGCCCGUGCCUCUGCCGCCUGCGCCGCAACCGCCACCCAUCCGGAAGGCAAAGACGAAAGAAGGCAAAGGGCCAGGUUACAAGAAGCGCGGUAAAAGUCCUCGAGUCUCUGACAAGAAAAAGGCUGCGUCCGUCGCCAAGGCGAAAAAGAUGGCCCCCAUUCGUCUCAAACUUUCCACCGUGUGCGCCAAGAGGAAAAAGAGCUGCUCCAGCGACGACCCGGACGAAGACGAGUCGGAGCAGGAGGACUCCAGCGUCCACAGCUCCUCGGUUCGCUCCGACAGCUCGGGCCGCGUCAAGAAGAACAAGCGCGGGCGACCGGCCAAGAAGAAGAAGAAGAUCCCGGGUGACGAGGAUGGCGACGGCUACGAGACGGACCACCAGGACUACUGCGAGGUGUGCCAGCAGGGCGGCGAGAUCAUCCUCUGUGACACGUGCCCGCGAGCGUACCACCUGGUGUGCCUGGAUCCCGAGCUGGAAAAGGCUCCCGAGGGCAAGUGGAGCUGCCCUCACUGCGAAAAAGAAGGAAUCCAGUGGGAAGCAAAAGACGAAGACUUUGAGGACUUUGAAGAGGACGCGGAGGAGAGGACCAUGUCAGCGGUCGGGGCGGGGUUGGAGGAGGAGGAGGAGGAGGAGGAGGAAGACGACGACCACAUGGAGUUCUGUCGGGUGUGUAAAGACGGCGGUGAACUGUUGUGCUGUGACACCUGCACCUCGUCCUACCACAUCCACUGUCUAAACCCUCCACUGCCAGAGAUCCCCAAUGGAGAGUGGUUGUGUCCACGAUGCACGUGCCCGCCCAUUAAAGGACGCGUGCAAAAGAUCCUCCACUGGCGGUGGGGCGAGCCCCCUCCUCCAGUUCCCGCGGUGGCGCCGCCGCCAGAUGCGGCGGCGAUGCCGCCCGACCGGCCGCCGCCCAUGAAGGGCCGAGCCGAGCGGGAGUUCUUCGUCAAGCUGGCGGGACAGUCGUACUGGCACUGCACGUGGAUCACCGAGUUGCAGUUGGAGAUCUUCCACUCGGUCAUGUACCGAAACUACCAGAGGAAGACGGACAUGGACGAGCCGCCCGCUUUGGACUACGGCUCCGGCGGUGAGGACGAGAGCGCGGCGGGCAAAAGCGAGAAGCGGCGCGCCAAAGACCCGCAAUACGCCCUCAUGGAAGACAAGUACUACAAGUACGGCAUCAAGCCCGAGUGGAUGAUGAUCCAUCGCAUCAUCAACCACAGUGUGGAUAAAAAGGGGGUGUACCAUUACCUGGUAAAGUGGAGAGACCUGACCUAUGACCAGUGCACCUGGGAACAAGACCACAUGGACAUCCCCGACUUUGUCAUCUACAAGGCCAACUACUGGAGACACAGGGACGCCAUCACGAAGGAAGACCCCGAUAAACCCCGCAGGAUGAGGAGCAAGAGUCAGGAGGGCGAAGGCGAAGACCAGCCUUCUCCCGCUUCGCCCGUAACCGACCCGACGAUAAAAUACGAGGAGCAGCCCGACUUUGUGACGUCGACGGGAGGCACGCUGCACCUGUACCAGAUGGAGGGUCUCAACUGGCUUCGCUUUUCCUGGGCUCAGGGCACCGACACCAUCCUGGCGGACGAGAUGGGUCUGGGCAAGACCAUCCAGACCAUUGUCUUCCUCUACUCGCUCUUUAAGGAGGGUCACACCAAAGGUCCCUUCCUGGUCAGCGCCCCGCUGUCCACCAUCAUCAACUGGGAGCGGGAGUUUGAGAUGUGGGCGCCCGAUUUCUACGUGGUCACCUACACGGGCGACAAGGACAGCCGCGCCAUCAUCCGCGAAAACGAGUUCUCCUUCGACGACUCGCUCGCGAAGGGUGGCAAGAAGCCCUUCAAGAUGAGGAGAGAGACGCCGAUCAAGUUCCACGUGCUGCUGACGUCUUACGAGCUGGUGACCAUCGACCAGACGGCGCUGAAGUCCAUCGACUGGGCCUGCCUGGUGGUGGACGAGGCCCACCGCCUUAAAAAUAAUCAGUCCAAGUUUUUCCGGCGUCUGAACGACUACAAGAUUGACCACAAGCUGCUGCUGACGGGAACGCCGCUACAGAACAACCUGGAGGAGCUUUUCCACCUGCUCAAUUUCCUCACGCCCAAUCGCUUCAACAACCUGGACGGCUUCCUGGAGGAGUUUGCCGACAUCUCCAAGGAGGACCAGAUCAAGAAACUGCACGACCUGCUGGGGCCUCACAUGUUACGGCGCCUCAAGGCUGACGUCUUCAAGAACAUGCCCGCCAAGACCGAGCUCAUCGUGCGGGUGGAGCUCAGCCCCAUGCAGAAAAAAUACUACAAGCUGAUUUUAACCAAGAACUUUGAGGCUCUGAACUCCAAAGGCGGGGGAAACCAGGUCUCGCUGCUCAACAUCAUGAUGGACCUGAAGAAGUGCUGCAAUCAUCCCUACCUCUUCCCCGUCGCCUCCAUGGAGGCCCAAAAAACGCCCAACGGCGCUUACGAGGGCUCCGCCCUCACAAAGGCGUCCGGGAAACUGACCCUGCUGCAGAAGAUGCUGCGGAAACUCAAGGAGCAGGGACACCGAGUGCUGGUUUUCUCACAGAUGACUAAAAUGCUGGACUUGCUGGAAGACUUCCUGGAUUACGAAGGUUAUAAGUAUGAAAGGAUCGACGGCGGGAUCACCGGAGCGCUUCGGCAAGAAGCCAUCGACCGCUUCAACGCUCCCGGCGCUUGUCAGUUUUGUUUCCUGCUCUCCACCCGGGCCGGAGGUUUGGGCAUCAACUUGGCCACAGCGGACACCGUUGUCAUCUUCGACUCCGACUGGAACCCUCACAAUGACAUUCAGGCCUUCAGUAGGGCUCACCGCAUCGGGCAGGCCAACAAGGUGAUGAUCUACCGCUUUGUGACGCGAGCCAGCGUGGAGGAGCGCAUCACGCAGGUGGCCAAGAGGAAAAUGAUGCUGACCCACCUGGUGGUCCGGCCCGGCCUGGGCUCCAAAGCCGGCUCCAUGACCAAGCAGGAACUGGACGACAUCCUCAAGUUUGGAACUGAGGAGCUCUUCAAAGAUGAAGGAGAAGGUAUGAAGAAUUCCUCGGGGGAUAAAGCUGAGGACGAGGGCAACGUGAUCCACUACGACAGCACGGCCAUCGAGAGGCUGCUCGACCGAAGCCAGGACGCCACCGACGACUCGGAUGUCCAGAACAUGAACGAGUACCUCAGCUCUUUCAAAGUGGCCCAGUACAUGGUCCGAGAGGAGGACAAGAUCGACGAGAUCGAGCGAGAGAUCAUCAAGCAGGAGGAGAACGUGGAUCCCGACUACUGGGAGAAGCUGUUGCGGCACCACUACGAGCAGCAGCAGGAGGACCUGGCCAGCAAACUGGGCAAAGGCAAGAGGAAUCGUAAGCCGGUCAACUACAAUGACGCUGCGCAGGAAGAUCAAGAGUGGCACGCCGACAUUUCCGACAACCAGUCCGAGUACUCCGUAGGCUCCGAGGAGGAAGACGAGGACUUUGACGACCGUCCGGAAGGCCGGAGACAUUCCCGUCGCCAGUUGAGGAACGAGAAGGACAAACCGCUCCCUCCUCUUCUGGCCAGGGUGGGCGGCAACCUUGAGGUUCUCGGCUUCAAUACACGCCAGCGGAAGGCUUUUCUGAACGCGGUGAUGCGCUGGGGGAUGCCGUCUCAAGACGCCUUCUCCUCUCAGUGGCUGGUCAGAGACCUCAGAGGCAAGACUGAGAAGGAGUUCAAAGCGUACGUGUCGCUCUUCAUGCGUCACUUGUGCGAGCCGGUGGCCGACGGUGCGGAGACAUUCGCCGACGGCGUCCCCAGGGAAGGCCUGUGUCGCCAGCCGGUCCUCACGCGCAUCGGCGUCAUGUCGCUCGUCAAGAAGAAGAUUCAGGAAUUUGAGCACAUCAACGGGCGCUGGAGUCUCCCGGAGCUCAAGCCCGAUGUCAGCUUGGACAAAUCCUCCUCCAGGGUGUCGUCCCCCACUCCCAAGACCGCAACGCCCACGCCGGACGCCAGCUACAACAACACGCCGUGCACCUCCAAGCCAGCGACGCCCGUGCCAUCGGACAAGCCCGAAAAGAACAAGAAGGAGGGCGAGAGAGAGGACAAGGAGAAUGGAGAAGCCCAGUCUGAGAAGGAGAAAAAUGACAGCAAAGAGGGAAACAAAGAGCCUGACGCUGCGCAAAGCGUAUCUCCUCCUCGACUGACAACGGAGGGAAAAGACGGCGAAGGGAAAGACACUGACGGCAAAGACGGUGAUGGCAACCAACCGCAUGAGGAGGAGGGGGAGGAGGACGAACCAAUCACCCCCUCACCACAGGAGAGGAAUUUGCCAGACAAAUGCAAAGUAACAACCCGGCAGGACGGGCAGGUGCAAGAAGAGAAAGAAGCUCCUCGUCUCUUAGAUGGCGAAAAGGCGGCCGAGGAGCAGCAAAAAGACACGGAGAGGCCGGAAGUAGCAGACUCCCAGGAGGACGCCGAAACCAAGAAAGACGAGACGAAAGAUGAAAUGGAUCCUGGGAAAGAAGUCCGAGAGGCGAAGGCGCAGGUUCCCAAAGGGGACGGCAAACUGCCUGCUGAGCGGCCUCGCUUCAUGUUUAACAUUGCUGACGGCGGUUUCACUGAACUACACACUCUUUGGCAGAACGAGGAGCGGGCCGCCAUCUCCUCGGGGAAGAUGAGUGAAAUCUGGCACCGCCGCCACGAUUUCUGGCUCCUGGCAGGAAUCGUCAUCCACGGCUACGCGCGGUGGCAGGACAUCCAGAACGAUCCGCCGUUCGCCAUCGUCAACGAGCCCUUCAAGUCGCAGGCCAACAAAGGCAACUUCCUGGAGAUGAAGAACAAGUUCCUGGCUCGGCGCUUCAAGCUGCUGGAGCAGGCUCUGGUCAUCGAGGAGCAGCUGCGGCGCGCCGCCUACCUGAACAUGACGCAGGACCCCAGCCACCCGGCCAUGGCGCUCAACGCGCGCUUCGCCGAGGUGGAAUGCUUGGCUGAGUCGCACCAGCACCUCAGCAAGGAGUCCCUGGCGGGCAACAAGCCGGCCAACGCCGUCCUGCACAAAGUGCUCAACCAGCUGGAGGAGCUGCUGAGCGACAUGAAGGCCGACGUGACCCGCCUGCCGGCCACGCUGUCCCGAGUGCCGCCCAUCGCCGCCCGCCUGCAGAUGUCCGAGAGGAGCAUCCUGAGCCGGCUGGCCAGCAAGGGCACGGAGACGCACGCCCCCCCGCCGAUCCCUCCCGGACCCUACGCCACCCCUCAGAACUACGGCGCCCCCUUCACCCCGGCCCCCCCUGGCGCCCUCCUCGUGGGCGGGGCCAACUACAGUCAGAUGCCGCCCGGAUCCUUCAUAUCAGUGCUCAACGGCCCCCCCUUGUCGGUCAAGAAAGAGCGGGAAGGAGAACUGCGACGGGAGCAACGUGGCAGCGAGGUCAUCUGCAUUGACGACUAGGUUCAUGCUCAAGGGCACACUCACACAUAAGAAUGAGUAUUCAAGCUGCACUGAAAAGAAACAACAUUUAUCAUGAGAAUCUUUGGUUGAUGGCCUUUGUUCUCACUAGUUGAGGGUUUUUUUUUCCUUUUUUUUUUUGGUGACUAUUCUCACGAGAUGCAUGGAAAAACGUGACACUAUUCUCCUAAGAUUGACUUAUUUAUCUUCGGUUUCUGACUUCAUUCUCAUAAAGUUUCAUUCUCAUGACUUUUUCUUGAAACAUUUUUAACUCAUUCACUCCCAAAGAGGUUUUUAUACGUCUUUUCAGACUUGGUCUAGAAUUGUCUGGUACUGAAUGAGUUAAAAUGUAUUCUUGUCAAAGAAAGAUGAUCCUCCCAAACCAAACUGCCUUUAUAUAAAAUUAUGACUUCAAAAAAAAAAUAUUUACCUUAAUUCUGAUGGGUUUUUUUUUCUUAAAGUUUGGGACUCACGGUAUUUCGCGGAAGAUUAUGACGUAACUAAAUUUCCACAGUUUUUCAGAAAAAAUACCAUACUUUUUUAAGAUUAACACUGUAAAAUGAGUGAGCUAUUUCAAACACAAAAAAAGACUAUUCUCCAAAAAUGAAGUUUUUCAAUUAAAAAAAAAAAAGAUUUUAGUCUUGGAAAAAUUAAGACUAAAUUGUUUCCUUAAAAAAAAAAUCUUAAGAUUCAAACUUUUAUUAAAAUGAACCCACCUUGAAUCUCGAAAAAUCGUUCUCCAAAAUAUGGCUUCAUUAUCCCAAGACUAACGUCAAUCAAUAGAUCAUAUUCUUAAUAUUUGGAUUUUGUCUUAAAUUUUGACGGAUGAUGUCAUGACUUCAUUCUCAUAUAAUAUUUGUUGCUUCCUUUUAGUGUGGCCCUAAUACACACACACACGCACACACACAAACUUGCAGUUCUCCUAACUUCCUGUGCUUGUCUGCCUCAAACCAUGAUACUCCUCAAUGAGCCUCCUCUUCCUCUUUGGAGACUUACACACACACACACCUCACUCCAAAAAUAUCCUCCUGCUCAAAGCUGCAUGCAAAUUUCUGACGGCAUGCGUCAAUCAUCAUCGGAGGGUACAGUUGGGUAAUGCUCUUUUUUUGUUUUUGUUUUUUGGGGUUUGUUUUGAACCACAAAGCUCCCUGUGAAUGUUUCUGACCAGUUUCGCAAACAAAUCAGUAUUAGGCAACAUUCCCCGCACACGUACACACUUUUUUGUUCUUUGUAGAUGUUGCCUUUUUUUCUCUGUUUCAUGUCAUGAGGAUCAAACAAAGAUGUUUCUGGGUAACUUCAGAAGUAGCUUUGUUUCUGAUGCCUCCAUUUUAGAUUUGGGGCUUGCAGGUGGUUUAGAUACACACACACACACACACACACUUACACACCACAGUAGAUGUCAACUGUUGACACAACUCUGUUCAAAUGCCAGAUAUUUGACUGCAAAGGUGUCAGGAAAAGCCUAUAGAACCGCUGAACUUUAUUUGGUGUUAAUCGGAGACACUUCAAACGGUGGCAGGAGUGAGCAGAUUCAUUUUAACAUGACUUUGAAUGUGAUGGGUAAAUUCUGAACACAACCACAAGCCCCGUUUUUUUUUUAGGGUGUGCACACUUGUGCAACCACAUUUAUUUUUACUUCCCCUCGCAAAAAAAAAAAAGGGUUUGAGUUGUACAGGUUAUAGUUUAGGUUACAUUAAUGGUGGGGAAAGUUUUUUUUUAAAAUCAUAAAAACCUGGCAUUUAAACAGGGGUGUGUAGACUUUUUAUAUCCACUGUAUAUGCAGGCCAGAAAUAUAUACGUCAAACUAUAAUUGUGUUUUGUACACUCCAUUGUUGAAGAGAACACACACACAAAAACCGCCUUACUGAAACAUACAAAUGGACAAAGUAAAAAGGGGGGAAAAAUGAUUUUUUUCACUUCAUAAGAAAAUUUCCAGGCAAAAAUGAGCCCCCCUGCCAUCCCCCCAGAAACCCCCCCCCUAAAAAAACACUUUGCUUUGUCAAUUUUUUUAAAAAUCUUUUGUCAGUACACCAAUCAAAUGUUGGCCGGCAAUGAAAGUAUUUACAAAAUGACACAUCUCCUUAUUUUUUGUUUGUUUGUAAUAAAACGGAAUGAAAUGA
Molecule: messenger RNA, 8543 nt
Organism: Hippocampus zosterae (dwarf seahorse)
Lineage: Eukaryota; Metazoa; Chordata; Actinopteri; Syngnathiformes; Syngnathidae
Gene: chd3
Product: chromodomain helicase DNA binding protein 3
Exons: 41
Coding region: 58-6426 (2122 amino acids)
Biological process (GO): negative regulation of transcription by RNA polymerase II; chromatin remodeling
Cellular component (GO): NuRD complex; chromatin; nucleus
Molecular function (GO): ATP binding; chromatin binding; ATP hydrolysis activity
Source: RefSeq, a predicted model, not a curated record